AUGAAAGCUGAGAUUAGAGACACUAAAAAAUUCUGCAAAUUUCAUGAUGAACACGGGCACGAAACAGACGAGUGCAGAGAUUUAGAAGUUGAGAUAGAAAGAAUGAUAGACGCAGGCGAGCUAAGAAAGUUCAUAGCCCACAAAACAAAAAGCAGUGACAAGGGACAAAAGAGGAGCUGGGACGAUAAGGGAAAAGAAAAGGAAGAAGAAAGGCCAUCCAAGAUCCUAGGAACAAUACACAUGAUUAACGGAGGAGGACAUAGCAGUUCAACCAUUCGGAGAAAGCAAAUGAGAGAAGUGAUGAACAUCAGAGAGACACACAUGCCACCAGUGGUUUUUGAUGUCGAGGAUUAUGAACACGUGAAAGCACCCCAUAAUGACGCUCUAGUGGUAACAACCAUCAUUGAAAACUAG
Messenger RNA from Mercurialis annua (annual mercury), 414 nucleotides. RefSeq lists its product as uncharacterized. Bases 1 to 414 code for a protein of 137 amino acids. Lineage: Eukaryota; Viridiplantae; Streptophyta; Magnoliopsida; Malpighiales; Euphorbiaceae. The record is from RefSeq and is a predicted model, not a curated record. The transcript has a single exon.